This is a messenger RNA of Arachis ipaensis, 2236 nucleotides long. Lineage: Eukaryota; Viridiplantae; Streptophyta; Magnoliopsida; Fabales; Fabaceae. The record is from RefSeq and is a predicted model, not a curated record.
CACAAACCUGGUGACUCUCCCGCACUCCAAUAACCAUGCUAUACACAAAUCCUAUCACAACAAAAUUAAAAAAGUGCUCCACUACUAAAUAAAUUUCCAUUACAAAUUGCAUCCUGAGUUCCUGACUUGAGUUGUAUUUUUUCUGGUUUCCAAACACAGUCUGCCCCCGCUUCUUGCCAUUUCUUCAGUAGCGAAAACCCUAUUUUUCAAUAGCUUAAGGCUUAAACCCAAAAUCUCUUCGAUUCUAUUUAUCUACUCUCCAAGAAACCCUACUAAUCAGUUCACUCUUCUCUUGAUUGUUCCCAAACGAUGUCGUAUCGCCCAACCGGAAACUCAAGGACCGAUGUCCGCCGGAGCCGCUACAAGGUGGCUGUCGACGCCGAGGAGGGUCGCCGGCGGCGAGAAGACACCAUGGUGGAGAUCAGGAAGAACCGAAGGGAAGAGAGCUUACAGAAGAAGCGGCGCGAGGGUCUCCAAGCACAGCAGAUUCCCGCUUCGGCACAAUCCACUGUGCUAGAGAAGAAGGUCAAUUCUUAUUAUUCAUCUUCCCCUCUGGAUUUUGAUGAGAUACUUGUGGCAGAACCACUUGUUUUUGGUUUCCAGGCAGUGUGGGCAUUAGGAAAUGUUGCUGGGGAUUCUCCCAGAUGCCGUGAUCUUGUACUCAGUCAUGGUGCUCUGCUUCCUCUGUUGGCGCAAUUGAAUGAACAUGCUAAACUUUCCAUGCUUAGGAAUGCUACCUGGACACUUUCAAACUUCUGCAGGGGCAAGCCACAGCCUCCUUUUGAUCAGGUUAAACCUGCACUUCCUGCCCUUGCUAGUCUUAUCCAUUCAAAUGAUGAAGAAGUCUUGACCGAUGCGUGUUGGGCACUUUCAUAUCUUUCUGAUGGUACAAAUGAUAAAAUUCAAGCUGUAAUUGAAGCUGGUGUCUGUCCCCGGCUAGUUGAGCUUUUAAUGCACCCAUCCCCUUCAGUUCUAAUUCCUGCUCUUCGAACAGUUGGAAAUAUUGUCACUGGAGAUGAUAUGCAAACUCAGAUUAUCAUCAACCAUCAAGCUCUUCCUUGCCUUCUUAAUCUUUUGUCUAAUACUUAUAAAAAAAGCAUCAAGAAGGAAGCUUGUUGGACCAUAUCAAACAUCACAGCUGGUAAUAAACAGCAGAUUCAGGCUGUAAUUGAGUCUAAUAUUAUUGGUCCUUUGGUCAGCCUUCUUCAAAAUGCUGAGUUUGACAUCAAGAAAGAGGCUGCUUGGGCUAUAUCAAAUGCUACAUCUGGUGGAUCUCACGAACAAAUCAAGUACCUGGUAAGCCAAGGGUGUAUUAAGCCCUUGUGCGACCUUCUCAUCUGUCCUGAUCCUAGAAUUGUGACAGUUUGUUUGGAAGGACUUGAAAACAUCUUGAAGGUGGGAGAAGCUGAUAAAAAUAUGGGCAAUACUGGUGAUGUGAAUCUAUAUGCCCAAAUGAUUGAUGAUGCGGAGGGUUUGGAGAAAAUUGAGAACCUCCAGAGUCAUGAUAACACAGAGAUUUAUGAAAAGGCAGUGAAGAUUCUUGAAACAUACUGGUUGGAGGAAGAUGACGAGACGAUGCCUCCAGGGGAUGGUUCCCAAUCAGGGUUCAACUUUGGUGGCUCUGAUGGUCCUGCUGUGCCACCCGGUGGAUUCAACUUUUAGUUAGAAGAUAUUCGUGUUUUUUUCUUGGGAGUUUUGGCUGGUUUAAAGACGUCCAGUACCACAGGACGACAAUUGGGUCAAGUUAAUGCUUUCCUUGUGUGCGUCCUUUAAGGUCCGUCCUUGGUAAAUAGAGGGUUGCUGGACCGAGCUUUGGUUUUCGCAGUGGCCGGUUUACAUAUCACAUGGUGUCAGAUGGGUUGUGGCAUGAUAUUUUUGCCAAUUGAUAGCACUUCAUUCUGCCAAGUGAUCAUCAUCAUACAAUUGAUGUUCAGUCUUGUGGUUUUUCCUUUGUAAUAUGCUAAAUAUUAUUUGUUUGUCCUUUAUUAUAGUUACAAGGAAACGUUGAAGUCUUGGUUUUACCAAAUCCCUUGUGACCUGUAAGCUUUUUUUGACGACGAAGCUUUGAUGUUUUCGCUGAUGUUAAAUUGUUCGUUGUCAUAUUGGCCCUCGUUUCGUUAUGAUUUUUUAUGUAUUUCUUGUUUGGUUCGGGAAGCCAAAAAGUAUUGUGCUUCCCCUGUUGUGUAUUAGAAUCUUAUAUCUAGUUGGUCAUUUUCGCCACCAAAUUUUUGUCUCC